This is a messenger RNA of Closterium sp. NIES-65, 1233 nucleotides long. The record is from the annotation of a GenBank genome assembly. NCBI's taxonomy places the organism in Eukaryota, Viridiplantae, Streptophyta, Zygnematophyceae, Desmidiales, Closteriaceae.
GAGAUGCGGGACUGUGGGUUGGACGACAGUCGGCUCAUGCGCACCGUGUCAGACUCCGUGCGCCUUGUGCUGGCAGAGUCUCCUCUUGCUCCUCUGGUGCUAGGGGGAGAUCACUCCAUCUCCUUCCCAGUCGUCCGAGCAGUUUCAGAGCAUCUGGGCGGCCCGGUGGACAUUCUCCACUUCGACGCACACCCAGACAUCUACCACGCCUUUGAGGGAAACCACUACUCCCACGCCUCGCCCUUUGCCCGUAUCAUGGAGUCAGGAGCAUGCCGGCGACUGCUGCAGGUGGGCAUCCGGUCGAUCAAUGAGGAGGGGCGGGCGCAGGGCAGGCGGUUGGCGUGGAGCAAAUCCUCUUCUGCUAGUGAUCCUUCUCCCCACUCCCUGCUCCUGAGUCGACUCAAAGAUCUGGGCCUUUGCUCCGGGCGUCUCCCACAUUCACCCAUCUCUCCUCCCAUCUCCCCUCUCAUUUCCCUUGCCUCUUUUCUUCAUCCUCAGGAGCUGGGCCAGGGGGUGAAGGGAGUGUACGUCUCCAUCGACAUAGACUGCCUUGACCCCGCGUUUGCGCCGGGCGUCUCCCACAUUGAACCAGGCGGCCUCUCCUUCCGCGACGUCAUGAACAUUCUGCAGAACCUCAAGCCGGGCGGUCUCUCCUUCCGCGAAGUCAUGAACAUUCUGCAGAAACUCAAAGGUGAACAUUCUCCCAGUGAACUUUCAGUGAUAAUUCACUCCAAGCAGCACAUUGAGCCGGGCGGCCUCUCCUUCCGCGACGUCAUGAACAUUCUGCAGAACCUCAAAGGCAAUGUGGUGGGGGAGAACGUGCUCCCCCUCUGCUCCCACUGGCCUGCAGGCAAUGUGGUGGGGGGGGACGUGGUGGGGCUGAAACCGCACUGUAUGUGUCACCCACGACCCCCUCCUCCUCACCCUCCCCCUCCCCCUUCCCCUCCCCCCUCUCCCCUCCCCCUCUCCCUCCCCCUCCCCCUCCCCCUCCCCCUCCCCCUCCCCCUCCCCCUCCCCCUCCCCCUCCCCUCCCCCUCCCCCUCCCCCUCCCCCUCCCCUGCCUCCCUUCCUUCCCGCACCAUCCCCCUCCCUGCGCUCCCCACCAGGCAAUGCGGCAAUGCGGUGGCGGGGGACGUGGUGGAGUUGAACCCGCAGCGCGACACGGUGGAUGGAAUGACAGCCAUGGUUGCUGCCAAGUUUGUUCGUGAGCUCGCAGCUCGCAUCUCCAAGUAG